UGUGUUUUCCUUUUGACAUUUUUUUUUACAUCGAUUAGUCUUUUUAAAAAUCAAAAUUCACGUAGUUGGGUUGCUGUUGAUUUGUUUGUGAACAAUCGUAUUUUACAACUUAAAAAUUUUUCUUUCCUAAUACUUUCCAUAUUCAAUCAGCUAUGGGCGAUAAGGAAGGUGAUACCUUUGAUGAAGCAGUUGAAGAACGUGUUAUAAAUGAAGAAUAUAAAAUAUGGAAAAAGAACACUCCAUUCUUAUAUGAUUUGGUCAUGACACAUGCUUUAGAAUGGCCAUCAUUGACUGCCCAAUGGCUUCCGGAUGUUACUCGACCUGAAGGUAAAGAGUAUUCUAUUCAUCGAUUAAUUUUGGGCACUCAUACUUCUGAUGAGCAGAAUCAUUUACUUAUAGCCAGCGUACAAUUACCUAAUGAAGAUGCUCAGUUUGAUUCUUCUCAUUAUGAUGGAGAAAAACAAGAAUAUGGAGGUUUUGGUUCUGUUAGUGGUAAAAUUGAAAUAGAAAUCAAAAUAAAUCAUGAAGGUGAAGUUAAUCGUGCUCGAUACAUGCCUCAAAAUCCAUGUGUUAUCGCUACUAAAACACCAUCAAGUGAUGUACUUGUGUUUGACUAUACUAAACAUCCAUCUAAACCGGAUCCAAAUGGUGAAUGUCAACCAGAUUUAAGGCUCCGUGGUCAUCAAAAAGAAGGUUAUGGUCUAUCAUGGAACCCUAAUUUAAAUGGUUAUUUGUUAAGUGCUUCUGAUGAUCAUACAAUUUGUUUAUGGGAUAUUAAUGCUACUCCCAAAGAACAUAGAGUAGUAGAAGCUAAAACUAUCUUUACAGGCCAUACAGCUGUUGUUGAAGAUGUAGCCUGGCAUUUAUUACAUGAAUCAUUAUUUGGCUCUGUUGCUGAUGACCAAAAACUAAUGAUUUGGGAUACUCGAGCUAAUAAUACAAGCAAACCUUCACAUACAGUGGAUGCUCAUACUGCAGAAGUUAACUGUUUAUCAUUCAAUCCAUACUCUGAAUUUAUUUUGGCUACUGGAAGUGCUGAUAAAACUGUAGCUUUAUGGGACUUAAGAAAUCUAAAAUUGAAAUUACAUUCAUUUGAAUCGCAUAAAGAUGAAAUAUUCCAAGUUCAGUGGUCUCCUCAUAAUGAAACUAUAUUAGCAUCUAGUGGAACUGAUAGGCGUUUACAUGUAUGGGAUUUAAGUAAAAUUGGUGAAGAACAAUCACCUGAAGAUGCUGAUGAUGGCCCUCCAGAAUUAUUGUUUAUUCAUGGUGGACAUACUGCUAAAAUAUCAGAUUUUUCAUGGAAUCCUAAUGAACCUUGGGUAAUAUGUUCAGUAUCUGAAGAUAACAUAAUGCAGGUAUGGCAAAUGGCUGAAAAUAUUUACAAUGAUGAAGAACCAGAUGCUGGCAGUCCUGAAGUAGAUACUCCUGUUCCUUAAUUGUAUUUUUCUUCAUUUUAUAUUGCACAUUAUAAUAAGUUUUCAAUGUAUGAUUUUUAAUUGAAUUUUUUUUUCUGUGCUUAAUUAAAUUAGCUUAAAUUGUAAAUAAAUGCACAAUGCAAAAAGAAAGUUAAAAAAAACUGCGGCUAUUUAGUACUCUCUACUCAUUCCACCUGUAACUUUAUAGAAUUAUACUUAUGUACUCAUAAUUAAGCUAGUGAAUGUAUAUCUAUUAAUAAUUGUAUAACUGGAAUGUAGGUAAAU
Messenger RNA from Daktulosphaira vitifoliae (grape phylloxera), 1700 nucleotides. RefSeq names its product histone-binding protein RBBP4 (gene Caf1-55). Gene Ontology annotation, cellular component: NuRD complex; nucleus; ESC/E(Z) complex. Gene Ontology annotation, biological process: regulation of gene expression. NCBI's taxonomy places the organism in Eukaryota, Metazoa, Arthropoda, Insecta, Hemiptera, Phylloxeridae. Gene Ontology annotation, molecular function: histone binding. The transcript is spliced from 9 exons. The record is from RefSeq and is a predicted model, not a curated record. Bases 153 to 1436 code for a protein of 427 amino acids.